Messenger RNA from Zea mays, 1916 nucleotides. RefSeq names its product amino acid permease 3. The transcript has 3 exons. Bases 152 to 1594 code for a protein of 480 amino acids. The record is from RefSeq and is a predicted model, not a curated record. NCBI's taxonomy places the organism in Eukaryota, Viridiplantae, Streptophyta, Magnoliopsida, Poales, Poaceae.
UCCACCUCCAUUCUGCCACACCCACACUCCUCUUCACUCACUAACGGCCGUGCUUGCACUCGCAGCGCAUCACUUGCUACUUUGGUAGUGGAGAGCAGAAAGAACAGAGCUAGAUUAUUCCCAACAAGCUACAGCAAAUUAGUUGCUCUUCAUGGCCGUGUCACACAACGUUGGGAGCAAGCACGGUGUCGCGCCGCUGGAGGUGUCGGUGGAGGCCGGGAACGGCGGAGCCGCCGAGUGGCUGGACGACGAUGGCCGGCCUCGCCGCACGGGCACGUUCUGGACGGCCAGCGCGCACAUCGUCACCGCCGUCAUCGGCUCCGGGGUGCUCUCGCUCGCCUGGGCGAUCGCGCAGCUGGGCUGGGUCGCCGGCCCCGCCGCCAUGCUCCUCUUCGCCUUCGUCACAUACUACACCGCCACGCUGCUCGCCGAGUGCUACCGCACGGGCGACCCGGAGACGGGCAAGCGCAACUACACCUACAUGGACGCCGUGCGCUCCAACCUCGGCGGCGCCAAGGUCGCGUUCUGCGGCGUCAUACAGUACGCCAACCUCGUCGGCGUCGCCAUCGGCUACACCAUCGCGGCGUCCAUCAGCAUGAAGGCCGUCAGGAGAGCUGGGUGCUUCCACGCCCACGGGCACGCUGAUCCCUGCAACAGCUCCAGCACCCCGUACAUGAUCCUCUUCGGCGUCGUGCAGAUCCUCUUCUCGCAGAUACCCGACUUCGACCAGAUUUGGUGGCUCUCCAUUGUCGCCGCCGUCAUGUCCUUCACUUACUCUUCCAUCGGGCUCUCCCUCGGCAUCGCACAGACCAUCUCCAAUGGUGGGUUCAUGGGCAGUCUCACUGGCAUCAGCAUCGGCGCCGGUGUCACCUCCACGCAGAAGAUCUGGCAUACGCUUCAGGCAUUCGGAGACAUCGCCUUCGCCUACUCCUUCUCCAACAUCCUCAUCGAGAUCCAAGACACGAUCAAGGCACCGCCACCGUCGGAGUCCAAGGUGAUGCAGAAGGCGACGCGCCUCAGCGUGGCGACGACCACCAUCUUCUACAUGCUGUGCGGGUGCAUGGGGUACGCGGCGUUCGGCGACAAGGCGCCGGACAACCUCCUCACCGGCUUCGGCUUCUUCGAGCCGUUCUGGCUCAUCGACAUCGCCAACGUCGCCAUCGUCGUGCACCUGGUCGGCGCGUACCAGGUGUUCUGCCAGCCCAUCUUCGCCUUCGUCGAGCGCCGCGCCGCCGCGGCCUGGCCCGACAGCGCCUUCGUCUCCCAGGAGCUCCGCGUGGGCCCCUUCGCGGUCAGCGUGUUCCGCCUGACAUGGCGGUCGUCCUUCGUGUGCGUCACCACCGUCGUUGCCAUGCUGCUGCCGUUCUUCGGCAACGUGGUGGGGUUCCUCGGCGCCGUCUCCUUCUGGCCGCUCACCGUCUACUUCCCCGUCGAGAUGUACAUCAAGCAGCGCCGCGUGCCGCGCGGCAGCACCAAGUGGAUCUGUCUCCAGACGCUCAGCGUCAGCUGCCUCCUCGUCUCCGUGGCGGCCGCUGCUGGCUCCAUCGCCGACGUCAUCGACGCCCUCAAGGUGUACCGGCCAUUCAGCGGUUAACCUCUCUCGAUGAAUAUAGUUAUUAGCUCUAGAUCGACACGCAGCGAUGAAGAGGAACAUUCAUUUUUAGAUUUCAAUGGACUGAUUUGGCCUAACCGUCAAGGAUUUGAUCUCAACUAUAGAAGAAUGUGCGCAAAGAGAAGAAAUCAUGCUAUAUAUAGCUAGACUCGCACUCAGAUCCAAAACUACAAAACACUUAGCUUGUGGUUUAUUUACUGUGGUGUUUCUUGUAACUUUAUUUUUAGCUUCAGAAGAAGACAUUGAAGCAUUUAUUUUCUCUUAUUUGCAGUACUUGUCAAUUUUUGUUCCAAUUUUUCAGUGA